Molecule: messenger RNA, 1581 nt
Organism: Sipha flava (yellow sugarcane aphid)
Lineage: Eukaryota; Metazoa; Arthropoda; Insecta; Hemiptera; Aphididae
Gene: ND-39
Product: NADH dehydrogenase [ubiquinone] 1 alpha subcomplex subunit 9, mitochondrial
Exons: 8
Coding region: 99-1328 (409 amino acids)
Cellular component (GO): mitochondrion
Molecular function (GO): protein-containing complex binding
Source: RefSeq, a predicted model, not a curated record
AUUUAAUAUAAUUCUAAUUACAUUUUUAUUUUUCGGAAUGUUAAUUCAAAAACUUUCGAUUCAGAUUGUAUGAUUUAAAUUAUAAAUUGCGUGUAAACAUGGCAGUGCACGUGUUUAACAACAAUGUGAAGGUUUUUAGAAACCGAACUUUGUCAUUGGUUGUAUCUUCAAACUACAGCACCGAAUCAUCAGAACCCCAUGUUAUUAAGAACCCAGCGUUGUCACAAUUGAAAAGAGGUACCGGUGGUCGUUCUAGUUUCAAUGGUGUGGUUGCUACUGUUUUUGGAGCCACCGGUUUCUUAGGUGGCUAUCUUAUUAAUAAAAUGGGAAAAAUUGGAACCCAGAUGAUUAUUCCAUAUCGAGGAGAUGCUUAUUUUACUAGAGAAUUGAAACUUACUGGUGACUUGGGCCAAGUGCUUUUCCAACCAUAUCACUUGCAGGAUGAAGAAUCUAUCAGGAAAGCAGUUAAAUAUUCGAAUGUGGUCAUUAAUUUAGUAGGACGGGAUUGGGAGACAAAAAAUUUUAAAUUUAAUGAUGUCCAUGUUGAAGGAGCUAGACGUAUAGCAAGGAUUAGUCGUGAGAUGGGCGUUGAACGGUUUAUUCAUCUGUCUGCUCUUAAUAUUGAUCCUCUACCUGCUCCUAUUUAUCUAUCUAAAGGAUCAGGAUUUUUGACAUCCAAAAAAGCUGGUGAACAAGCAGUUCGUGAAGAGUUUCCCAAUGCUACUAUUUUCCGUCCAUCAGACAUAUAUGGCCAAGGAGAUAGAUUUUUAUUAAUGUACAGUCAUGCAUGGCGUCGUAGUCGUCAACAAAUUGUAUUGUGGAAGAAAGGAGAACAAACAAUUAAGCAACCUGUUGCUGUAGCUGAUGUAGUGAAUGGAAUUGUUAAUGCAAUGCUUGAUCGUUCAACAUCAGGGCAAAUUUAUCAAGCUGUGGGGCCAACCCCUUAUUUGUUAUCUGAUUUGAUUGAUUGGAUUUUUGCAAUUUUACGUCGCAACAGAGAAUUCAACUUUGAUUUUAAACGUACUGGAUUCCUAGAAAAUCCUCAACAUCUAGUUAAAAUGUGGUUAACAGACAAAUUGUGUCCUAGCUGGCCUCCUGGUUAUGUUAAUUCUGAACGUUUUGAAAGAGAAUUCGUAAAUGAUAGAGUUAGCGAGAGGCUACCAACAUUAGAAGAUUUGGGUGUAAAGUUAACCAGGACUGAAGUUCAUAUACCUCACGAGCUUAGGUUCUUGAAAGCUUUCCAAUAUUACAUGGAUACAAUUGGCGAGUUUGAAAACCCACCUCCACCUCCACCAUACAUAGCAUCAUUAAUUCGCAAUUAUGCCUAAUUUUCUAAAUUAGGUAACAAUUAUAUAAUAUCAAACAUAGAAACCAUCUGAAGAACGUGUCUGUCGCAGUGAACCUAGUCGGCUGUGCCACCAAUCAGCGUCUAAAAACAAGCAAACAAUACUCAAUAAAUAUAAUUUGUGUUAGAGUAAAACAACAUUUUGUUAAAUAAAAAAAAAAAACAAAAAAAAAAAAUUAUUGAUCAAUGUAAAUGCGUUUCAAAUAAAAUUUCGUUCUAGAUGUAUUGAACCGUGA